CAGUGGUAUCAGACCAACAGAAACGUGUGGUGCCCUCUGCAGUAUGAACUCCAUUGGCCUCCACAUAGGUGAAGAUGAACCAGAAGGGUGGGAGGUGUGACUUUAUGUGCAGCUGCGUCUAUGUGGGGCGAUCAGAGCUGCAGUAAUGGCCCAGGUAAAGGUAGCACUAAACACGGUGAGGAGCCUCCAGGACUGCUCAGACAUUUACUCUGACAUGGUUACUGUCAGCUCCAGUGCAGAUAUAGGAGAGUCGGUGAGGAAGGGGGCAUUGUGUGAGGCCUCCAUGCCUACAGGCCUCAGCAGGCGGACCAGGGCCUACCCGUCCCCAGCCAGGAGACGCCACCGCACCACCUUCAGCCACAAGCAGCUGGAACAGCUGGAAGUGGCUUUUGGACAAAACCAGUACCCUGACAUCUACUACAGAGAGGAGCUGGCUCGCAUCACCAAACUGAAUGAGGCUCGCAUACAGGUGUGGUUUCAGAACAGAAGAGCCAAACAGCGUAAGCAGGAGCGGGCCUCGCACAAAGUCGUCCCAGUGGGUGUGAUGUCGGGCCACAGGGGGCUGCUGGGAGGGAUGCACGUCCAGUCCUCUAUGGCUCGACAGUACUACCCCCAGCCCCUGCCUCACAUCCCCCGCCUGUCCCCCAUGCUGCCACCGUCUGGGCCGUACUCCCGCCACCCAGGCCCGGUCAGCCAGUGCCCCUGUCCCAGUGCCGCCCCACAGCCCAGCUCCCAGCGGCAGCAUGACGACUGGUACGGCCCCCUGAGGAGCAGCCUCACCUCUCCCAUGUUCUCACUGGCCUCCAUGCAGCCUCUGGACCCAGCAUCCCACUGGAGCUAAGAGGGAACCAGUGUUGCAUUAAAAACACUGCAGAAAAAAAUUACUCUUGAUACACACAAGCAGUUCACUCUGUCUCACUGUUGUAUUUUCCCAAUUAGACUGUAGAUUAAAAUUUGCAGCUUCCUAGUCACAGCUUCUAUAAUCACUAGGGUUCCAUUGAAACAGUUGGAGUGUAUGUCAGGUAUCUUUGUGCAAUUGCAUUAAAUUUUCUUUGAGCUUGAUGGCUCCUUUUUGACUUUAUUCAUUAUUUAGUUAAAAAUUGUUAACUCAAGGUCCAUCUGCUAUAUCUUUUUAUAAAGCUUCCUGCUGAAUCUCAUGGAUAGUACUACACUUACAAGUUACAUGACAUUAGCUGCAAUAGUUCUAUAAAUGACUAAGAUGCAUCUGACAGUUUAGGAAUUAACUACAUGCGCACACAGUUGUGUGUCCAUUACUUCAGAUGACAUUACACUGACUUCAUUUCCCAGUAUCCUACUCUAACCUUAACUUUAACCUUGAACCAAGUCUGCAACCUAAAAUAUACAGCAGGAGAGUAUACACCUGUGUAGCCGCACUGAAAUGACAAAUGAUUCUAAC
Molecule: messenger RNA, 1417 nt
Organism: Amphiprion ocellaris (clown anemonefish)
Lineage: Eukaryota; Metazoa; Chordata; Actinopteri; Pomacentridae
Gene: prop1
Product: PROP paired-like homeobox 1
Exons: 3
Coding region: 146-841 (231 amino acids)
Biological process (GO): regulation of transcription by RNA polymerase II
Molecular function (GO): DNA-binding transcription factor activity, RNA polymerase II-specific; RNA polymerase II transcription regulatory region sequence-specific DNA binding
Source: RefSeq, a predicted model, not a curated record